UGGUUUUUCCCAGAAAGUGGCAGACACUUCAUGAAAGCGAAGCUUCAUUGUAUCGACACUUUUAAUGGUACCGCAAAUCAACAAGAUCACAGAGAUAUUUUCGCAGCUCAUGGAGAUGAUCGAGAAUGGUUGUUUCGAACUUUUCAAGAUAACUUGAAGAGAUACGAACUAGAUGAGCAAGUCAUUAUUCAUCGUAUGUCUUCAACGGAAGCAGUCAAGUCUUGGAAUGCUCCUAUUGCUUUUCUCUAUAUAGAUGGUGACCAUGAAUAUGAAGCAGUGCUUCAAGACUUCGAAAAUUGGUCAAAGUUCCUAUUGCCUGGUGCACUUAUUUCUUUUGAUGACGUGCCCGGUUGGCCUGGUCCAACAAGAGUUGCAGGAAUUGUUAUUUCGAAACAAGAAUUUCAAAAAUAUGGUGUGGCACCGAACGUUUUGACAUUCAAAAAAAUCUCAUGAGCAAAAGUAUUAUAUAAUAAAGUUUGUUCUUAUCACUUUUGUUCGAUUAUUUUCUAUACAAGAGAGUCUCCUUUUUCAAUCUGAAGCAAUUUUCCAAGGAUAACUGUCUUACUGUCCCUCUGCGAGCAUCUAUUCUUUACUCUGUAGCCAAAUGUCAUAUGAGUAACGUGCUAAGUUAUUAAGCGAAAACGAAAGUUGUUUGAAAGUAGGCAUAUUGCUUCUUUGAAGAGAAACUAUAAAAACUCAACUGUCUCGGUCUAGACAAGUCAUAUGACUGAAUCCUUUCUAAGCUUUCACUUCGUUCCUUCAAUAAUAACUUAAGUUUUCUGUCUGAUCGGCUUAAGAAUCUAGUUCUCUGAAGAAGGAAAGGUAUGCUGUUCAAAUAAAACUGUUGAACAGUGAAUCUUGACAGUCGUGAGAUCACUCACUCCUUUCUAGAAACACAACAGGCAAGACUAGAAUAAGACAAGCAGGUGCAGCGAUAAAGAAAAAUCUGAAAAA
Molecule: messenger RNA, 954 nt
Organism: Galdieria sulphuraria
Lineage: Eukaryota; Rhodophyta; Bangiophyceae; Galdieriales; Galdieriaceae
Product: glycosyl transferase family 2
Exons: 2
Coding region: 31-453 (140 amino acids)
Source: RefSeq, a predicted model, not a curated record